Aedes aegypti (yellow fever mosquito) is the source of this 1374-nucleotide messenger RNA. RefSeq lists its product as uncharacterized. The transcript has 5 exons. The record is from RefSeq and is a predicted model, not a curated record. Gene Ontology annotation, biological process: regulation of transcription by RNA polymerase II. Gene Ontology annotation, cellular component: nucleus; transcription regulator complex. NCBI's taxonomy places the organism in Eukaryota, Metazoa, Arthropoda, Insecta, Diptera, Culicidae. The coding region runs from base 326 to 1003 and encodes 225 amino acids.
ACAAUGGAUCCGGUUAGCAAUCCGGAUUUUUGACAACUAUUUUAAAUGGCCGUGAUCAUAUGGAUCAACGCACAAUGCAUCCGGAUUGAGUUUGCGGUUUGGUACUAAAUUGUACUAAACGCAACAUCGACCGCAAAGUCAACCGGAAGAUUUGACUCGUUUCAAAUCUUGCGCUUGACUUUGCGGUAGACGAUUUGUUUUGUUUAUCUUUUUGCAGUGCGAGAAGCAGCUCGGUGUGCAGGAGAACUUCAGCUUUACGGUAAUUUUCAGCUGUUUUGUAAAGGUUCAGUGUCCUGGUUGAUUCAGUAACCGUACCUCCGCCCAAAUGGAUGAGAGUGAAACCCAAAAUACUGAGGAAGAAACCAGCAAUGUCAACGAACGAAUCAUUGCAUUCGUGAAGGAACAUAAGGUUCUCUACGAUAAAACGUUGCGAGCAUACAAAAAUAAUAACAACAGAAACAAGCUUUGGGUGCAGCUUGCAUCAGAACUCGGAAUGGAUGCAAAAUCGUUAACAACGCGCUGGAGAUCUUUAAGGGAUCGGUACGUGAAAGAGUUGAAAAUAGCAGAUCUCAAUCAUCGAUCAGGAGCAGAGGCGAAUGACGCAGACGAUUCAUGGGAAUUUAUGGAGCACAUGGCAUUCUUGAAGGAACACGUCGCCAAGAGAAAGACUACGAGUAACUAUGAUGGGCCAAGCUCAAGUCAGCAAACUGAUUUCCACAACUUGGUCGAAGAACACCUUGAUGAAGAAUCAGAAGGCACACCUUCGCGAACUCCAACAUCAUCGAGAAAAAGAAAAGCCGAUGACGUCGAUGAUAAAAUGUCGGCGCUGUUGGAAAAGUAUAUUGAAAAUGCUUCAAAUGAGAAGCACUCGGUAUUUGGGAAGCUGGUGGCAUGCAAGUUGUCAAAAUUCCCAGAACAUAUUGCUGAAAGGGUAGAAGCUGAGAUAUUGAAUGUUAUUUACAACGCUAACGCUAAUUAUCGAGCGGAAACAAAUAAUGAGUAAAUUUGGCUGUAUGCAAAAUUUACCAUUUCUACUCAUUUUGCUUACUUCGACUCAUUUUAACUACACCUUGUUUAUAUUGUUUAUUUUUAACAUGUUCUGUACGAUUGUCUGUACCCAUCUGUUCCAGGGUAUGAUCUUGACAUAUUUGGUCAUUUUGUAUAGAAAUUGGCUAUCACUUCUAACUUUUGUGAACACAACUGUGUAUGAGGAUAGCAUGACGGUAAAACCAUUUUUCACCACAAAUUUCAAGAACACAAAACUAGCAAAGCAUGAAGAUUUUAUUGAAUUGAUCGAUAUGUCAUGGUAUGUAUUUUAUGCUUAAUAAUACUUUAAAUACAUUUAGCGUUCAGUGACGCCUAGACAACAUGAAA